This is a messenger RNA of Cyphellophora europaea CBS 101466, 210 nucleotides long. RefSeq lists its product as uncharacterized. Bases 1 to 210 code for a protein of 69 amino acids. NCBI's taxonomy places the organism in Eukaryota, Fungi, Ascomycota, Eurotiomycetes, Chaetothyriales, Cyphellophoraceae. The transcript has a single exon. The record is from RefSeq and is a predicted model, not a curated record.
AUGUGCUUUGAACGGCUGAGCCACCUGAAAUGUGGUCACUACGAGUCCUACCAGAUGGACUGCAAAAACUGCAAGCUACGCGCUGGCCGAGCCUGUGUCUAUUACGUGCAGGUCGUCAUGCGACGUGAUAAGCACCGCAGCUGUCGCAAGUGCAAGGCUCUGAAGAUGGCAACGAUGGGUAUCGCGAGUCCCUCCCUCCGCAGCGUCUAA